UAUUUCUAAUCAUGUGGCACUCCUCCCACACCUCUCCCUGUUUUAUUUCUCUCCGUCAGUUGAGAAAUUUCAUUUGCAGAGGAGAAGUUUUCUACAAUGUCAGCUCUCAGGAAGUGGUUUGCAGGAGGAGUCUGCACAUCAACAGCUCAGCUGGAUGGAAAGGUGGCCGUGGUCACAGGGGCUAACACUGGCAUAGGGAAGGAAACUGCCAAGGACCUCGCGCGAAGAGGUGGUCGUGUCAUCCUUGCCUGCCGAGAUAUAGCAAAAGGGGAAGCAGCAGCCCGUGAAAUUAUAGCCGAAACAGGGAAUCAGCAAGUUAUUGUGAAAAAACUGGACCUGUCUGAUAGCAAAUCUAUACGGGCAUUUGCAGAAGAUUUCCUAAAAGAGGAGAAGAAGCUCCAUUUCCUCAUUAACAAUGCAGGAGUGAUGAUGGUUCCCUAUUCCAAGACUGCUGAUGGUUUUGAAAUGCAUAUUGGAGUCAAUCACCUUGGGCAUUUUCUCUUAACAUUCCUGCUGCUGGACCGUUUGAAAGAGUCAGCCCCAGCUCGGAUAGUGAAUGUGGCUUCGCACCUCCAUGCUUCUUGGCGGAUAAACUUCAAGAACCUGCAGGGAGAGAAAUACUACAAUGGGUUCCUGGCAUACUGUCAAAGCAAACUGGCUAAUGUUCUGUUUACCAGGGAGCUGGCUCGUAAAUUGCAAGGCACUGGAGUUACUGUCAAUGCUAUACAUCCUGGUGUGGUUGAUUCUGAAUUGUCGCGUUACUCAUAUUCGUCAGGAAUUUUUAAAGCGGUGUUUAGGUUCACGUUUAAGACACCAAAAGAAGGAGCCCAGACCAGUAUUUACUGUGCAGUGGCAAAGGAACUGGAGUCAGUGAGUGGGCAAUAUUUCAGUGACUGUAGACCAGCCUGGGUUGCUCCUCAGGCUCGUAACAAAGAGACCGCAAAAAAGCUCUGGCAAGUCAGCUGUGAGCUGAUGGGCAUCCAGUGGGAGUGAACUGGGGUGGGUCUGUGGUUGACAUUCGUAGACAGAAUGUGAAGGCAACCAGAAAGAAAUAAAACUAUCCUUAUCUUCUCAUGUGUAGAUGUCAGUGUCUAGCAGGCACUUUAUAAACAUAGAUUGUAUAUUAAUAAAAUAUGUUCUAAUCUA
Molecule: messenger RNA, 1146 nt
Organism: Podarcis muralis (Common wall lizard)
Lineage: Eukaryota; Metazoa; Chordata; Lepidosauria; Squamata; Lacertidae
Product: retinol dehydrogenase 12-like
Source: RefSeq, a predicted model, not a curated record